AAUGUCAAAAUUACAAAGAUGUGCAACUGCAGGAGCCCUUGAAGCCAAAAUGACACACUAUGCCCCAGACGGAACUGGUAAAUCCUAUUGAAACAACUUAUUAGGAAGGGAUUCCUAUGUGACAUUAUAAAACGGAGGAGUUUGGAAAGAAAUUUAAAUCCAGUGUGUGCAUCCUGAAUUGGGAACUUUUAGCAAACAAAAGUAAUGGAAACCUCCUGCUCCAACCAUGGUCCCCAAAUUCAGACAUUAUUAAAGUGAUGGAUCAGGAAGAGACAAUUAUGUAAUGUAAUUCUCAUUCCUGAUAUUCUAGUGCCGAUGAAGGAGGAUUAGCUCCAUCAUCCAAGAAAUUCCAAAGAAGAACUAACUUCUUCACAUCUCUAAGAGAUUAUGAGCCUUGUCCUCCAAUACCCUAAUAGGAUUGCUUUAGACUGGCUUAAACUCCCAGUGCACAGUCUUUUAAAUAAUACUUAAAAACUCAAUAAAUAGCUACCCAGCAAAGCGAUUUGAUUAGAAGAUUAAACAUUCCCAAGAUAUCUGAAGAUCCAUAUAAAAGAAUAAGAAAGCUUUCAACUCCAUUUUAUAGAAAAUGAUAAAUUGUAUAGGCUAAUUAUAUAUUCAUAUAG
Messenger RNA from Paramecium octaurelia, 623 nucleotides. The record is from the annotation of a GenBank genome assembly. NCBI's taxonomy places the organism in Eukaryota, Ciliophora, Oligohymenophorea, Peniculida, Parameciidae.